AUGGCUUAUCUGGGAAAUCUGCCUAUUUUUGACCAUAAGUCAAGUGAAUGGUCAAUUUUCAAAAGCAGACUAACUCAGUUUGCGAAGAUAAAUCGCGUCGAAGAAGUGAACAAAAGUGGAAUUCUUCUCACCCAUCUUACGGAUGAAACGUAUCGCUUGGUACGAAACUUAGCGUACCCGCAAGACUUAGAAUCUCUAAGUUACUCGAAUCUCGUUAAAUUACUCGACGGUCAUUUCAAGCCAAAAAAAUGCUCAUUUGUGGAUAAAGAAAAAUUUUUUGGGGCAACCAGAAAUCCAGGCGAAUCAUUGGGAGACUGGGAAGCGCGAUUGCGAGGUCUCGCAAGCAAUUGUGACUUCGGCACUGCCUUGGAAACGAAUUUAAGAGAUCGUUUCGUCCUCGGCAUGGUCCCUGGUCCGGAACAAGAUAAGUUGUUCGAACAAGACCCGUCCACAUUGACACUGUCAGUAGCUAUGGAGCUAUCCGAGCAGGCGGCGUAUGCCAGGCAGGCGAAGGUUAUGUUGUGCACCAGCGAACAUGCUCCAAUUAAGGAGGAACCGACGGGUGAGCUGCAAUCGCCCUCGAAUACUGGAGCGCCGAAUCUUGGUUCAUCUGACCACGGUGAGGCAGAAGAAGUAAGUGACUGUGAGACUAGGGAGUAUGAAAAGUACAACAUUGCCCCCGUAGAAAGGCCUAUGGCAGAAACGGAGGCUGUGCCGUCCACAAUUGGCGAUUCCCAUGUACCGCCAACAUUGCCACUUUUAGCAACACGCCCGAAACGUACAAGACCAAGGGUGGAUUAUAAAAAGUAUUUUUAA
Parnassius apollo (apollo) is the source of this 816-nucleotide messenger RNA. NCBI's taxonomy places the organism in Eukaryota, Metazoa, Arthropoda, Insecta, Lepidoptera, Papilionidae. The record is from the annotation of a GenBank genome assembly.